Myzus persicae (green peach aphid) is the source of this 674-nucleotide messenger RNA. RefSeq lists its product as uncharacterized. Lineage: Eukaryota; Metazoa; Arthropoda; Insecta; Hemiptera; Aphididae. The transcript has 3 exons. Gene Ontology annotation, cellular component: nucleus. Bases 9 to 674 code for a protein of 221 amino acids. The record is from RefSeq and is a predicted model, not a curated record.
UCGAUCAAAUGAUCGCAUUAAAUGGGUUUUUAAAAUUAGACCCACAGCUAUUGUCUGGCAAAUUCAGUGCAUCAUUUACCUUCAAGACAGCUCAAAAACGUUGGGAGGAAAUCGCGAACGCACUAAAUGCUAUGCCCGGUGCAGUUAAGGAUUGGAAAAAAUGGCGCAAAACCUUUCAGGAUAACCGUACUAAAACCAAAACAAAAAAGUCAGCUAUCUUAGCUGCACAAAGGAGUACGGGAAAAAACACACCUAUCGUCCCAUUGACCACAUUAGAGAAUGAUACAUUAGAACUUAUAAAUUCAACCAGCAUAGAAGGUCACACAGGAUGUAUGGUAUCAAACGUAUCGUUUUCAUUUGAUAUCGAUGAUGAAGUAACAGAAGCACAAGAGUACAUUGAGGAUAGCACAAUAGUACUUACACCAUUAAUCAUAGAGAAACCCGUUAAUGAAGAUUUUAUUGCAAGUCCUCCAUUGUUCCCAUCACAAAUUACACCUUUAAACGACUCUUGUACACAGGUGAUUGAAGAAAGCAAUGGUAAUAAUGAAUCAAUUAAACAUGCGAUUAAACCAAAAAAAUCAUGUGCAGCCAGACGAUUGAUACAAGGGAAUGAAAGUACUGAAAAAUUAGUUGAUCUUGGUGAAAAAAAAAUCUUGUUGAAGAAAAGGUAUUAA